Protopolystoma xenopodis is the source of this 396-nucleotide messenger RNA. Lineage: Eukaryota; Metazoa; Platyhelminthes; Monogenea; Polystomatidea; Polystomatidae. The record is from the annotation of a GenBank genome assembly.
CUCUUUUGCUACUUCGGCUAUGGCAUCUGCCAUAGUCAGCAGUCGAUACCGAGCGAUCCAGGCCCUCCCCCUUCUGCUUCCACCUCGGUUUCUUCUCCGAUUCAAUCUAACUCGAAUAAACCAGAGGCAAAAUUUACGUCUAACUCUAAAGAGCUCCGUCAAUGGCUGCGCACCACUAGGGCUCGUAUGGCUGCAGAGGCUAAAGCUCGGGCAAAGUGUCAAUGUCAUCCUCGUCCUCUUGUGACAUUCAGUCAGAUUGGCAAUCGCCUAGACAUGCUAUAUCAACCUGAAAGUCUCCGCCAAAUUGGGCCAUUUUCCCUACAGGGUACUUGGCCUCAAGUCUCAGGUGACCAUAACGCAAAAACAGAUGUCAAGCUAGACUCGUCUAUAAACUAA